AUGAGAUUGCAACACGCAGGUUCCUCUUCUACAGCUAGGGAAAUCAAAGAAUUUGCAUAUUGGCUACUUCAAGUAGGUGAUGGAACAGUUAAGACUGUCGAUGAAGAUGAUUCUAUCAUUGAAAUUCCGUCAGAUCUGUUAGUUGGGGAGUCUGACAAGCCUUUACUUGACUUAGUAAAUUUUGCAUAUCCAGAUGUUGUUGCUAAUCUGGAAAACCAUGCAUAUUUUGAACAAAGAGCACUCCUUGCUCCUUCUCUUGAAAGCGUUGAAGAGGUAAACAACUUCAUGAUAUCGGAUGAUGAUUCUGAAAUAGAUGCGGAAUGGUUCACUACAGAGUUCCUAAAUGAUGUUAAAUGCUUUGGACUUCCAAACCAUCGAAUCGUUUUGAAAGUUGGGGUUCCUAUCAUGUUGAUUCGUAAUUUAGAUCAGUCUGCUGGACUGUGUAAUGGCACUCGAUUGAUGGUUACAGAUUUGACGCCGUAUAUUAUUGUUGCUACAGCACUAUCAGGUUCAAAAUCCGGAAAACCGGUUUAUAUUCCGAGGUUGAGCUUGAAGGUGUGA
Molecule: messenger RNA, 561 nt
Organism: Lotus japonicus
Lineage: Eukaryota; Viridiplantae; Streptophyta; Magnoliopsida; Fabales; Fabaceae
Exons: 2
Coding region: 1-561 (186 amino acids)
Source: RefSeq, a predicted model, not a curated record